Molecule: messenger RNA, 7344 nt
Organism: Prinia subflava (tawny-flanked prinia)
Lineage: Eukaryota; Metazoa; Chordata; Aves; Passeriformes; Cisticolidae
Gene: GNAO1
Product: G protein subunit alpha o1
Exons: 8
Coding region: 375-1439 (354 amino acids)
Biological process (GO): adenylate cyclase-modulating G protein-coupled receptor signaling pathway; G protein-coupled dopamine receptor signaling pathway
Cellular component (GO): heterotrimeric G-protein complex
Molecular function (GO): G protein-coupled serotonin receptor binding; mu-type opioid receptor binding; corticotropin-releasing hormone receptor 1 binding
Source: RefSeq, a predicted model, not a curated record
GACAGCCGGGAGCACGGGAGAGGGACGGACCCUCCCCCGCCGCCAACCCGCUUCCUCCUCCUUCUCCUCCACCUCCUCCCCCGCCUCCGCCUCCGCCUCCCGGCCGGGAAGAGCUCGCCGUGCCCGCUGCAGCCCCGCUGGAUGCACUGAGCGCUCGGGCGCGGGGAGAGAGGGGCAGGAGGGAGCCGGGAGCCCCGCCGCGGAGGCGCUGCGCUACCCGGAGCCUCACGGCCAUUUGCUUUAAUUCUUUUAUUGCCCCCCGGCCGCCUCCUCCUCUCUGCCCGCGGGAGCCAGCCGAGGCGGCGGGGGCUGCAUCCCCCCUCCCCCCCCCUUUUUUUUAAUUUUUUUUUUUUUUUUAAAUUUUCAUCGCCGCCAUGGGAUGUACCCUGAGUGCUGAGGAAAGAGCCGCCCUGGAGCGGAGCAAGGCCAUCGAGAAGAACCUGAAGGAGGACGGGAUCAGCGCGGCCAAAGACGUGAAACUCCUCCUGCUCGGAGCCGGAGAGUCGGGAAAAAGCACCAUCGUGAAGCAAAUGAAGAUCAUCCAUGAGGAUGGCUUCUCUGGAGAAGACGUGAAGCAGUACAAGCCAGUGGUCUACAGCAACACUAUACAGUCCCUGGCAGCUAUUGUCCGUGCCAUGGAUACCUUGGGCAUUGAGUACGGUGACAAGGAGCGACGGGCUGAUGCCAAGAUGGUCUGCGAUGUCGUCAGUCGGAUGGAGGACACAGAGCCCUUCUCUCCAGAGCUGCUGUCAGCUAUGAUGAGGCUCUGGGCAGACUCUGGGAUCCAAGAAUGCUUCAACCGGUCCCGGGAAUAUCAACUUAACGACUCAGCCCAAUACUACCUAGACAGCUUAGAUCGAAUUGGAGCUGCAGACUACCAGCCCACCGAGCAGGAUAUCCUCCGAACCAGGGUCAAAACAACUGGCAUCGUAGAAACCCAUUUCACAUUCAAAAACCUCCACUUCAGGCUCUUCGAUGUCGGGGGCCAGCGGUCAGAGCGCAAGAAGUGGAUUCACUGCUUCGAGGAUGUCACGGCGAUCAUCUUCUGUGUGGCGCUGAGUGGCUACGACCAGGUGCUCCAUGAAGACGAAACCACGAACCGCAUGCACGAAUCUCUGAAGCUUUUUGACAGCAUCUGCAACAACAAAUGGUUCACAGAUACAUCUAUCAUCCUGUUUCUAAACAAGAAGGACAUAUUUGAGGAGAAAAUUAAGAAAUCACCACUGAGUAUCUGCUUUCCUGAGUACACAGGCCCCAACGCUUUCACGGAGGCGGUGGCGUACAUCCAGACUCAGUACGAGAGCAAGAACAAGUCGGCCAACAAGGAGAUCUACACUCACAUCACCUGCGCCACCGACACCAACAACAUCCAGUUCGUGUUCGACGCCGUCACGGACGUCAUCAUCGCCAACAACCUGCGGGGCUGCGGACUCUACUGAGGGCCGCCCGCAGCGCCCUCCGGCCCGCGGACAGGUCCUCCCUUUCCUUGUUUUUGCCUCCUCAGAAGAUGACAAGGAAGAAGUACACAAUUCCCUCCUCCUGUCCCAGAAAACUCUGCAGCGAGUUCUGCUUUCCCCAGACCCGUGUUACUUUAUUUUGGUUCAUUUUUGGUUCGUUCCCUUGCUGCCCCGUCCUACUCCUCCGUUCCGAUUCACAGUGUUGUGCAGGGAGCUAACGCAUUUCCCACGAAGUGCAUUUCAACUGCCAAAAGACAAAAAUACUUCAGUUUUAAAGAGAGAAAAAAAUCAAAGCCUUAAAAUACUGGUCAGGAACAGUGUAGUUUGGAACCAAAACUCUUUUUUUGCCUUGAAAAUUAAGGGAUAUUGUUCAUUCUCCUGGUUAUUUGCCUUUUUAAAAAACACUAUUCCUUUGGGAAGUGCUAAAUACAACCUGAUCAUUUUGAAGGUCCCUUACAGCUCCAGUUCUGACCCCAAUGCUGGAGGGUUUGGUGUUGAAUGCAGCCAGGAUUUAUACAUUCUCCUUUUUUCCAGACAGCUAUUUGAACAAGUAAAACAGCCAUAUCGAGUUCUGCUGGUGUCUGACUAACAGGGACACAGUAACAAAGCCUACUAAGCCUUGUCUAAAAUCAUUCAUUACUGGUAGCAGUUUUACCUCAAGUUUUUCAAAAUUAAUGAUAAAAUUUAUCUAGUGGUUGCCAUAACCCAUUUCUGAGGCACUUCCAUGGAGGCCAUGGAGGGGCUGGGCUGGGACCCCUGGAGUGUUGGCAGUGAGGAUGCCCCAGGAAUGGUGUCCUGAUGGGGACUCCCCACUCAGUGGCAUCCUGACAAGAAAUCCAGCCUGGGGACCUUUCCCACAGCACCUCCCAGCCUCAGUGAUUCAGCAGAGGCAAUGGCUUCUGCACACACACAGCAUCACUUUCCAAACUUCAGCCUUGAAAUGCUGGGAUGCACAAAAUAUUUUUAGCCCUGGCUUCUUGUAGGCAGAGUCUGACCUUCAAGUGCCUGAGACAGGGAAAGGUGCUUUGGAAAACCUCCCCGUGCUUGGGUGGCAGCAAAGUGUGCAAGAGCCUCGUGGCCCUUCACUGCCCCUUGAGAAGCCCAACCUUGUGCUCUGAGCCUCCUUGGCUGAGCACAAGGCAGUGGCUGUCCUGUGUCACCUCCUGCCUGAGCAUCCCACAGAGACAGCUCCAGGGUCGGUGUCUCCAGUCAGGGCGUCUCUUCACCAGUAUCUGUAUUGAGAUGGAUGGUUAACACUGGCAAGGGAGCUGAUUUAAGUGAUGGAGCAGGAGGAAAAGUGCAAGGAAAGGAAGAAGGAAGGGCAGGGGAGAGGAGUGGGAAGGGUGAGAGUAGCACCCACACAGUAAAACUGGAGGUUCAGAGAGGAUAAAUGCAGGUGGGCUGGAGUGAAUGUGGCCACCACCAAGAACUCUGGAUGCUGCUGAGUUGAAGGCAGAAGGGAAUGUGAAAGGUGGGGUGUCACCUCUGUGGACAUGGAGGGACUCUUAGGACCCCAAAAGCUUGUUUGUUGUCUGGGUGAGACAACAACUCUGAGGUCCCACUGGGGGCAGGUGGGCAAUGUUGAUCCCUGCCUCUUCUCUGCCCCUCUUAGAAGUCCAUUGUCUUGAAAAACAUGAAUCUUUGCAGGCUGGCCAGAAGUUCAGCUGUCCUCUCUUGGGAGCCUUAUCUAGGAGUGGCUUUCAGGUCUCAGGAGGUCUCUCCAGGGCCGUGGUUGAGAGGGACAAUAUCUCUUCUCACCGUGCCCAUUUAGGAGAGAUGGUGUGAGAGCACCCAGAGCAGCACAGCCCCAAGGGGAGGGGCCAGGUGAGUGGGCAGAAGGCAGUGACAGGAGCACAUAUGGUGGCACAGCAGGGAGAGGACAGUGGGAGAGGCUUAGGGAACGUUUUGGGAGAGAAGCUGCAGAAGGGAGAUGAGGCAGAUUGACAUAGCAGGGAGGAUGGGAAGAAAAGGGCACCUGGGAGCCAGAGGAGAGUCCCCAUCAGGAGCUGUGCUCUGCCAGGACAGUAUUUGUGGGACAUUUGUGACAAAUGCCCAGCCAGGGCAAGCAGGAAAGGCGUGCAGAGGACAACGAGGUGUCUGUCACCCAUCCAACCAGCUACAGCCCAGCAUGGCUGGUAACUGCCAGUAACCCCUAGAGAGAAUUAAAUCAUGUAUUUACUAUUGUACAGCAAGGACCUGCUGCUGCUCUGCUGGGCACUAACAGCAAUAACACAACUCCCUGCCUCCCCUGCUCUGGCACAAGCAAGCACCCACUUUUCUCUUCACCAUCUCAGCCUUAAAAUGCCUCCAAUGGCGUCGGCUCCUGCAAAGAGCUGGCCAGGAAAACCAGGAGCUCCUGUGUGCUCCUCGUGCCACAGCCCACCCACACAUCUGUCUGAGCCCCAGCAGUGACACCGAGCAUCCACGCGGGUGUUGUGUCAAACCCAGGGCAGGAAAACCAUACACUGGUUACAUUUGUACCUGACAUGUAACCACUGGACCCAGAGUGAUGCUGGCUGGUGCUGGCAGGGAUGCAGGUCAUUUAUUAAGCUCUGUAUGAAGAGUUUGAUCAGAAGCACAGGAGUUUUGGAGAUUUUCUGUUCCCACCCCUUGCUGUGAAUGAUGUUUUAGCCAAGCAAAUAAGUAACAGAAGCAGUUCCCAGGGAAGGCAGCACCACACCUAGGCUUUGUGAGCUCCCAGCAUAAAGAACACAGAAUAUUUUGAUAAAGACAAUUUAAGUUAAUUCCAAACUGCCAAAUGCAGUCAAGUGGCCAGUGCUGGCUCAGUGUGCUGUUAGCACUCUCCAGGCUGGAUUCAGGUAACCAUUCCCAGCUUUGCCAGCUGGGAAGUCCAGGCCCCCUCUGCAGCUCCAGCUGGUCCCUGGCACAUUGGUAACCAUCAACAGCUGGUGCCCCAUGGGGAGAAAAAGGAAAAAAACAGAGGAAAUGCUGCCACACAGAGCCUCUUCUUUCAUUUUCUUUGGCAUAUUGUGUGUCUAAAGCUUCAUCUCAGCUGCUGCUGCUGACAUUCCCUCCCUCACACAAGUGUCAUGAGGAUUCACUGACAAAUGCUGGAAACAGCCUUUGGAAAAUGAAAUCCUUCCAGUGUUAAACACUACUAUUUCUCCCACUUGAUGGCCGUGUAUAGAUUUGUGUCUCCAGAACGCCUGCCAGAUUAUUGCUCACUGCUGGCUUCUGCAUCCUCAGAACCCCUCCUGACAGAUGUGCCUUCCGCAGGCAAUCUUUGGCCCCGUGCUUUUUCUAAACACCAGCAAUUCUUGCAGCAGUUGCCUAAAAAGCACGGUGAAAUACAUUUCCCGCUUUCAAAAGCCUUUUCUUAACAGCCCCUUGAGCUUUGCAAUUGCUGUGCUCAGAAUCCAGACCCUUGGAGAUCCAGAGCUGCGUCUCAUUUGCAGUCUCCACAUAGCAGGGAUGUCGCAACUGGUACAGCUGCAUCAGAAAUCCUACCAGGGCAUGGAGGAGAGAUUUUAAAAGCACAAAAUUCAAUCAGCUAUGUAUACACUCUCCUGCCCUUCAAAGCUUAUGUGAGAAUUUGCAAAAAAAAAAAAAAAAAAGCCCUUUUUGGGAUGCAGAAGGUUUUUACGACUCAGGUCACUGUUCCAGCAGCAGAAGCAUCCAAGGGCUGUCAGCAUUGAAAGUAGCAUUAGCAACUCGUGAUGAGCUUCAGACAGCAGCAAAAAAAAAGAAGGAAGCUCCCUGUCGGCGUGCUCCAUAGUCAGUGAGAGGGGCGGUUGUGGAGCCAUGAGACCACAAAAAUGCAAAUGGCUUCUUUAUUUAAACAACAAUUUCAAUGAAAUAGAGAAACCCGUACAAGGAAAGUCUUGCAGCGCUGGGCUGGUUGGGAGACCGAGCAAUAACCAUGCGCUGGGAAAGCACACACUGAAAUACAGCCCCAGGCUGCCAAGGGCAGUUUUUAAUCUUGCAUAUAGAAAUUGCGCACAGUGUGGUUGUCUCGGGGCCGGAGGAGCCCGGGGAGCGGCGGGACAGCGGGGACGCUCUGGCCCUGCCGCCUGCGGGCGCGGAGCGGCCCCGCCGGGCUGGGACGGGCACAGCCCUGCUGCCGGCCCGCCGACACUCCCACUGCAUCUCUCAGGAGUUUUGUACCGGAAUUAGCUCCCUCCUUCAGCCAGCUUCCCUGGAUGGCCGGUCAUCCCUGGAGGGGAGAGCAGCCUCAGGAGGAACCUGCCGUGCCUCCUCUACUGAUGUGAUUUUGUUUUGCAGGACCCUCAAAGUAUGAAUGAGGGCAGUCUUUAAUGUAAAUUAAAACAUAUGUGGUGGGUUUAAUCUAUCAUGGCAUGAGCCCAGUGCUUGCCUGCAAGGGAACAAACCUUGUUCUCAGUGCAGGAGUGCAGUCUCCAAGAGGUCAGGAGGUGACAUAGAAGAUGUCCUUUUGCCAGAAGGUCCCCGUGUGCCCAGCCUCACUGUGCAGCUCAACAAGGCAGACACCACCCCUGGGGGAUCUGCAGACAGUGCUGGGAAAGGGACCAACCCUGCACUGUUAGUUUGUAUGACAUGUCCCAAGCUUUUUGUGGUCACAAAAUCUCCUGAAGCCAGGGAGAGUUGCUGAGUUCCUGGGAAGAAGGCUGGCCAUCUGUCAAGUCAAUUAGAGAAGCUCAGUUCCAGUGGGCUUGGGUGUUUUCAUGGUUUGUCUUCAGUCUUACCACCAAAAACCCCACAACCAUUUCCAAGGAGACUGAAACACUCAUUAGUGAUCUGACACUGGACACGUCAAGGUCAGUAGGAAUGGUGUUAACUGAGCAUCACCCUGAGCACCCAGGCCCAUCACUCAUCCCCAGUGCACACGUCAGACAGCAGAGACGUGGUCCAAGUGGCACAGAAUUGCAGACCAUGGCCUUGCCUCUACCUCCCUGCAGGAAAGAGCAGGCAAACACACCCCAAGGCUCCCUGAGACUGGAGGGAACUGUGUCAUUUCUGAGCUCCAGCACUGACACGAGGUAAUUGAUGCUGACAGAUAUAGGUACGUGACCUAUAUAGUUAUACUGAGAAUGUGGCUAUGGCAAGGGACUUUGCACAGCCAGCAGCCUGGGAAAUCUUUAUUUGUGUGCAAACACAAGCAAGUUCAACCCUUAAACCCUUAAAUGCCUUAGUGAGAGGAGGACCAAGCCUCCAGCUGGCACCCUGCAGGCAGAGGGAAAGGGAGCUGGAUUCAAGAAACAGCCCCAUCUCCCCAAGAGGGCAGCUCUGUCCAUGGACACUGGGUGCAGUAGGCACAGGGAGGAGAGGCCAGGAGAAGAGGCAGAGGGGCUGGCAGCUGGCUGGAUGCUCACUGCCCAGGCCCUCUUCCACCCAGUGUCUUGGAAAUUCAGAUGCAGUCCUGACUGUAGUGCAGGCAAAGCGCUCCACAGCUAAAGCUGCUGCUCCAGGUGGGGAGAUGUGAUCAUGGCAGGUAAAACAUCAUUUUCAGCAGUGCCUGAGUCUCACCAGCUUUUCCAGUGCUGGACCAACCUGGUGGUGCUGGGCAAGCAGAUAGGGUUGUUUAAGCACCAGCCAUGGCCCUGUUAAUUACCCCAGUCCCUAAUUUGUGCUCCUCAGCCCUAUUCCUCCACCUCCUUUUUCCCACUUGAGCUCAACAAGGGAAGAGUGACCACCACCCUGCCUCUGGGCUCCCCACUCCCAUCACAUUUCCCAAAGGAUCGCCAGAGGCCGUCACAUUUUCCCUUCGCUGGUUUCCCGCUGAAUCAUUUCUCCUGCAUGUUUGAUGGCCCAAACUGUAUUAACUGUAAUUUUGUACGAAGAGUGACUGUCCAUUGGUUUAAUAGAGCAUUAGUUAUUGUAAUAAUUUAUUGGCUGUUGGUAAUGUAUUUAUUAGUUACAAAAUGUUAAUAAAGUGCCAGCUCUUUUCUAG